CUGCCUAACCCAACCAACACACUAGCACACCCAACCAGACACUCAGAUCUCCAUCGUCCUUCCUUCCUCCCUCCUUUCCCCACCAACCCAACUCGCCUCUCUAUUUAACAGUCCCAAUUUUAGUUGAACAGACUCAGGAAUAUUUCUGGGUAACCUGAAAGUUCCUUCCUUUUCUUCUCUAAUCCCCUCAUUAGUCAUUACAUUCAACAACAUCUUUUCCCCCGUUCAGUUUCUUCUUGCCCCUGCUCCAAUCCCAAUUUUUUUUACAAAAAGAAUGGAGCUUUGCAACGAGAAGAACGGCCCAGUGGUUGUUGGGGCCGAUCCAUUGAACUGGGGAAUGGCUGCCGACUCGCUGAAAGGCAGCCACGUGGACGAGGUGAAGCGCAUGGUUGCAGAGUCCAGAUCCCCUGUUGUCCAGCUUGGCGGCCAGACCCUCACCGUUGCCCAAGUCGUCGCCAUUGCCUCCGGCGCCGGCGCCACCGCCGUGGAGCUGUCGGAGGAGGCCCGGCCGAGGGUGAAGGCCAGCAGCGAUUGGGUCAUGGAGAGUAUGGAAAAGGGGACGGACAGUUAUGGUGUCACCACUGGGUUUGGAGCUACUUCGCAUCGGAGGACCAAACAGGGCGGCGCACUUCAGAGGGAGCUCAUUAGGUUCUUGAAUGCUGGGAUCUUCGGCAAUGGCACGGAGUCUGCCCACACGCUGCCUUACACCGCAACCAGGGCAGCCAUGUUGGUCAGGAUCAACACUUUGCUCCAGGGCUACUCGGGGAUCAGGUUCGAGAUCUUGGAAGCAAUUUCCAAGCUGCUCAACCACAAUGUCACCCCGUGUUUGCCCCUCAGAGGCACCAUUACCGCCUCCGGUGACCUGGUGCCUUUGUCGUAUAUCGCAGGGCUGUUGACUGGCCGCCCUAAUUCCAAGGCGGUGGGGCCCAAGGGCGAGUCCCUUGACGCUGCUGGAGCGUUCAAGGUUGCUGGGAUCUCUGGUGGGUUCUUUGAGUUGCAGCCCAAGGAAGGUCUAGCUAUGGUGAAUGGGACAGCAGUCGGUUCUGGACUUGCCUCCAUGGUGCUUUUUGAUGCCAACGUUCAGGCUGUUCUUGCUGAAGUUCUGUCGGCGGUGUUUGCCGAAGUUAUGCAAGGGAAGCCAGAGUUUACAGAUCACUUGACACACAAGUUAAAGCAUCACCCGGGCCAGAUUGAAGCUGCAGCAAUCAUGGAACAUAUAUUGGAUGGGAGUGAUUACGUUAAAGCUGCUAAGGAGUUGCAUGAGAUUGAUCCGUUGCAGAAGCCCAAGCAAGAUAGGUAUGCUUUGAGAACUUCACCUCAAUGGCUUGGCCCACUGAUUGAAGUGAUUAGGUCGUCAACCAAAAUGAUCGAGAGGGAAAUCAACUCUGUGAAUGACAACCCGCUGAUCGAUGUCUCGAGGGGGAAGGCAAUCCACGGAGGUAACUUCCAGGGCACCCCCAUUGGUGUCUCGAUGGACAACACUCGUCUAGCCGUUGCUUCUAUUGGUAAGCUCAUGUUUGCUCAAUUCUCCGAGCUUGUCAAUGACUUCUACAACAAUGGGCUGCCUUCGAACCUCACCGGUGGCCGAAACCCUAGCUUGGACUAUGGUUUCAAAGGUGCUGAGAUCGCCAUGGCAUCCUACUGCUCGGAGCUCCAGUUCCUUGCUAAUCCGGUCACAAACCAUGUCCAGAGUGCGGAACAACAUAACCAAGAUGUGAACUCGCUGGGGUUGAUAUCAGCAAGGAAGACAGCUGAAGCAGUUGAGAUAUUGAAGCUCAUGUCCACCACUUACUUGGUUGCUCUUUGUCAAGCCAUUGACUUGAGGCACAUCGAGGAGAACCUGAAGCACACAGUGAAGAACACGGUGAGCCAAGUUGCCAAGAGAGUGCUAACCACUGGGGUGAAUGGAGAGCUCCACCCGUCCAGAUUCUGUGAGAAGGACCUGCUCAAAGUCGCAGACAGAGAGUAUGUGUUCGCCUAUGCUGACGAUCCUUGCAGUGCAAACUACCCAUUGCUGCAGAAACUGAGGCAGGUGCUAGUCGAUCAUGCAUUGUUGAAUGGGGAGAUGGAGAAAGACUCCAACACUUCGAUCUUCCACAAGAUUGGACAGUUCGAGGAGGAGCUGAAGGCCAUCCUGCCUAAAGAAGUGGAGAAUGCAAGGGCCGAGCUGGAGAAUGGGAACCCCGCGAUCGCAAACAGAAUAAAGGAGUGCAGAUCGUACCCAUUGUACAAGUUUGUGAGGGAAGAAAUGGGUACCAGUCUGCUUACCGGCGAGAAGGUCCAAUCCCCAGGUGAGGUCUUCGACAAGGUCUUCUCAGCAAUGUGUGAAGGGAAGCUGAUUGACCCUAUGCUGGAGUGCCUUGAGGAGUGGAAUGGCGCUCCUCUCCCUAUCAGCUAGGUAGGCUAUAUGAAUGAAUAUCAAGUAUACAUAACUGUGCCAAGACGACUGGCAUCUUCUUCUUCUUCUUCAAGUGGUUAUUUUUUUUCCUGCAUACAUCAUCAGAUCUCAUGUAAAAGUGAACUGUCAUUUUCCUUCUCUUCUUUUUAGCCCAUUAAUGUGUAUGUUGUAUCUUGUCUGAUUUAUCGAGAAUCCUUUUCUUGUCUACUGGUUUCAACCCAAAUGGAUGGAAAACCAAUCCAGACAGAAAAUGAAAGGAGUCUUACCUGAAUAUGGGUGUUUUCAAAGUAGACAGACUUACUAUAAAGCAGUUUUACUUUAUGGUCCAUAACCUGCCAGU
Messenger RNA from Linum tenue, 2738 nucleotides. NCBI's taxonomy places the organism in Eukaryota, Viridiplantae, Streptophyta, Magnoliopsida, Malpighiales, Linaceae. The record is from the annotation of a GenBank genome assembly.